Messenger RNA from Etheostoma cragini (Arkansas darter), 823 nucleotides. Its product is annotated as hydroxyacid oxidase 1-like. The coding region runs from base 42 to 632 and encodes 196 amino acids. Gene Ontology annotation, molecular function: oxidoreductase activity. Lineage: Eukaryota; Metazoa; Chordata; Actinopteri; Perciformes; Percidae. The record is from RefSeq and is a predicted model, not a curated record. The transcript is spliced from 7 exons.
GAGGGACAGACCGGGACUGUUCGGCCGCGGAGAGGACAGCGAUGGCAGGCCUGCGUGUCUGUGUGUCCGAUUUUGAGGAGGAAGCUAAGCGGGUUCUUCCCAAAGCUGUGUAUGACUACUACCGCUCCGGAGCUGAUGAGCAAAACACACUGGCUGACAAUGUCGCUGCCUUUAAGAGGUGGCUCCUCGUUCCCCGGGUGUUGAGGAAUGUGUCCACAGUGGACCUUGCCCUCCUGGGCACUGGUGAGGAUGCUCUCCAGGCUGUGAACUACGGAGCCGAUGGCAUCCUGGUGUCCAAUCACGGAGCUCGACAGCUGGACGGGGUUCCUGCCACGAUAGACGUGCUGGAGGAGGUAGUGAGGGCAGUGCAGAGUCGCUGUGACGUCUUCAUGGACGGAGGAGUGCGGCGAGGGACGGACGUCCUCAAGGCUUUAGCUCUGGGAGCGAAGGCGGUCUUCGUCGGCCGACCGGUGCUGUGGGGUCUCGCCUGUCAGGGGGAACAGGGAGUCAUACAGGUUCUGGAACUUCUAAAAGAGGAACUGCAUCUGGCUAUGGCCCUGUCAGGUUGUCGUUCUGUUUCGGAGGUGAACAGGUCUCUGGUCCGGAGGGUGGACUUCACCUCCAGGAUGUGAGAGAAGAAUCUGCUGCAGGAAUCACCAGACCACAUAUUGUCGUUGGUUCAUUGGACAUUCGUUAGUCAAAUGAUUUUAAUAUAAUUUUUAAUAUUCCUUGAAAAUGUUUUACCUGAAAAUAACACAUCAUCCAAUCUCAUGGAAGGCUGGCCGGGGUCUUGGAGUAAGGGAACCUAACCUAAGUGAACCUG